UCUAUGAUCACUCCCCGCCCCCUCACACACACACACAGCCGGGGUCAGGGGUGGCGGUGACGUCACAGAUUGUCUUGUUGCUCAGCUGAUCGCAGACAGCCCGGAGGUCCCAUCAUCACCGGUGUCAGCAGCAGCAGUAGCCCCGGCAGCGGGGGAUGGAGCGGGAUCCCCAUCCCCGCAGCACCUGAGCCGCCGUCCACUCCGGCCGCCGAUGUGGGCAGGGCUGAAGAUCUCCUCCUCCAAGACUGGCAAGAUGUGGUUGAAAUUGUUUCUUCUGCUCCUGUACUUCCUCAUCCUCUUCAUCCUGGCAAGGUUUUUUGAGACCAUAGUAUGGUAUGAGACGGGCAUCUUUGCCAGCCAGCUUCUGGACCCGGUGACGUUAAGCUUCCACCAGCUAAAGACCAUCCUAGAAUGCCGUGGACUGGGGUAUUCAGGGCUCCCGGAGAAGAGAGAUGUCCGGGAGCUGGUGGAAAGAUCUGGGGAUCUUAUGGAAGGAGAGUUGUACUCUGCCUUAAAAGAAGAGGAGGCCUUGGAAGCCGGAUCCAGCACUAAUUUCAGUGGAGAAAUGCACUUCUAUGAGCUGGUAGAAGACACAAAAGAUGGCAUCUGGCUGGUGCAGGUGAUUGCAAAUGAUCGGAGCCCUCUUGUGAGCAGAGUCCACUGGGAGAAGAUGGUGAAAAAAGUCACUAAAUUUGGCAUCCGUGCGGGAACUUUCAACUGCUCGAGCGACCCCAGAUACUGCAGGAAGAGAGGUUGGAUGAGAUCGACACUCAUUAUGUCAGUGCCUCAAACCAGCACGUCCAAGGGGAAAGUCAUGCUUAAAGAGUACAGCGGACGUAAAAUUGAGACGGAGCAUAUUUUCAAGUGGAUAACCGCUCACGCCGCGUCGCGGAUCAAGACUAUUUACAACUCCGAGCAUCUGAGGCAGGAGUGGAACAAAAGCGACCAGUACAAGGUCAAGCUGUACCUGUUUGCCAACCUUGACCAGCCUCCAGCUUUCUUCUCCGCGCUGAGCGUAAAGUUCACCGGCAGAGUAGAAUUCAUCUUCGUCAGUGUCGGGAACUGGGACAACACAAGUUACAUGGAAGAAAUUGGCAUAACCAGAACGCCGUCCUACAUUUUGCAAACGCCAGAGGGAAUCUACAAGUACGGAAAUAAUACAGGAGAGUACGUCUCCCUCCGUGCCAUGGACUCCUUCCUACGUACUUUGCAGCCAGAAGUCAAUGACUUGUUUGUGCUCAGCCUGGUUCUGGUCAAUCUCAUGGCCUGGAUGGACCUGUUUAUCACACAAGGAGCCACCAUAAAGAGAUUUGUGGUUCUAAUCAGCACUUUAGGGGCAUACAAUUCCUUGCUAAUUAUUUCCUGGUUACCAGUUUUGGGCUUUUUGCAGUUACCUUACCUGGACAGCUUUUAUGAGUACAGCCUCAAGCUUCUCCGGUACUCGAACACCACCACUUUGGCCUCAUGGGUGAGAGCGGACUGGAUGUUCUAUUCUUCCCACCCUGCCCUUUUUCUAGGCACUUAUCUUGGCCACGGCUUGCUCAUCGACUACUUUGAAAAGAAAAGGCGGCGUAACAACAAUGCAGACGAGGUGAACGCCAAUAACCUGGAGUGGCUAUCCAGCCUCUGGGACUGGUACACCAGCUACCUGUUCCACCCGAUUGCCUCUUUUCAUCACUUUCCCAACAACUCAGACUGGGAUGAAGACCAAGAGCUCUUCCUUGAGCGAUUAGCCUUCCCUGAUUUAUGGCUUCAUCCUCUUAUCCCUUCAGAUUACAUAAAAAAUCUACCAACCUGGCAGUUCCAGUGUCAUAGCCAUUAUGCAGAAGAAGACCUCUCUGAGAGCUCUCUAGAAAGUGACAGUGACUCGGAGACCGAGCAACGCAAUGGUGUAACUUGUAGUAGUCGCCCGCUUAACCAUACCGGUUGUUGCACAGUCAAGCCUUCGUCAGAGUGCACUGGCCAGAUUUGCUCUUGUGUUGACACUGAAAGCCAAGGUAGCCCAUGCGGAAAAGAAGAUGGGUCAUAUGGUUCCUCUUGCACGAUGGACAGCCUGGAACCAAACUGGUCCAUGUGGCCGGAGAACAUGUUGCACUGUACAGAAUGCGUGGUGUGUCUAGAGAAUUUUGAAAAUGGCUCUCUGCUCAUGGGUCUACCAUGUGGUCACGUGUUCCACCAAAACUGCAUUGUAAUGUGGCUGGUGGGGGGAAGACACUGCUGCCCGGUUUGCCGCUGGGCAUCGUACAAAAAGAAACAUUCUACUCAUCAGUCACCUUUGUCAAGCCAAACCCCUUCUUAGCGCGUGCCACCUGCCUGACCGCUUCCUGGCCCGUAUCUGUUUGUACCUGUUAGAAAGUUUUGUGGGGUUUCUUUCAUUCUUAGUACAGUGAACUAAUGCACAUUAUGUUAGCGUCCAUGAUUCAUUUUGUUGCCUUGUGUGUUUAAACAUAAAUGCAUAUGUAAGCAAAAAAUAUUUUCUUUUUUUAUGAUUUCUCAAACUAUAUUCCUAGUUCAGUGUAUUACAUUUUUUUUUAUUUUAUUUUUUUACUUUUUGUUUUUUUUUAAUCAUUUUAUCUGCUAGUUUCUAAAGACCUCGCUCAGUGUUUCAAAAGUUUGUGACGGUACGUCCAGAAAGUUUAACCAAUGGUGUUAUUUUUAAUACACCUUAUCAGCAGAGGAGCAGAAAACGCUAAGUUUAUGUUUUAAUAAAAAUAAGUAUUUUUAUUUCAUAAUUUAAUGAGGGUCCUGUUUUGAAAACUGGUGCACAGGUAAUGGGAUAAAAGAUGCUGGAAGCCCUAGCAACAAAUCAGAUUUGCUUUCAUUUCUAAACUGACAGACUGGUUGCUAGGAGUUACAGCACAUAUUUUUUUUUGCAGCUUCCCGUGCACCAAUUUUCUUAAAUGUCCGCAAUAUUUCUAACCAGUCCUAUAACAUGCACUUACUCGCUGAGUCUUUUUCUGAUCCGUUUCAAAUGUUUCUUUAUUGUUUAAUGCACAUUAUUGCUCACUAGCUGUACUAGGCAGAGCUACAUUUUACGGGAUAAACCAAUAUUAAGCCUGUCUGUCUAUCCAUUCAUAAUUGGUGUCAUUACUGACUGAUCAAUACGUAAAGCAUAAAAGAGCCACUAAAUAAUACAGAAAAUGGAUCAUUGGUCCCUCCAUACCGUCCAUAUGGACUGCAGUGAAAUACGUAGAACAAACUUUAUUGGCACAAGGAAAUGAUGAACAUUUCUAGCUGUUUAUGGGCUCCUAAUUAUUUCUUAUUUUUUUAUGGCUAGUCAUAUUCUGAUAGUUAUCUUAUCCACAGCGUUUGUGCGAAAAGUAGAUUUCCAUAACCUAUUUCAAUGCAAAUACACCAUUUAAUAGAAAUACAGACUAUCAUUCUCCAGUUUCUUUAUUAAUCAAAGUUUAGUCAGGGGCUCAACAUUAUUCUAAUAAGAAAAAAUGGGUUUAACGUUCUCUGCUUGAAAGCAAAAUCUAUUAAAAAUUUUAAAGUUUAGGUUUGAAUAGCACUCAAGUGGCCUAAAAAUAAAAAUAUAGAACGUUUUACUGAUGCUACUUUGUGAACCCGCCAGUAAAUAAGGUUGUACAGUAUUUUGGGGUGAUCAAGAAUUAAAGAUGCCCUUAAUGCCGAACUGGGGACCUAUUAAAACAGUCCUGGUCAACUGCUGUGAAACUAAAAGUCCCAGCAUGCCGACACAGUUUUGCUUAGGGAAAGAUAAAACUGUGGCAGGGCAUGCUGGAAUGUGUAGUUUCACAACAGCUGGAGAGCCACAGGUUGGUCAGGCCUGCUUAAUGGAUUAUUCCAACCAAAACUGAAACUUCCCAGAAGGCUGUGUACCUGAUGUCAAAGUUUCAGGCUGUAUGACAAGACCGUAGAUUUUUACGUGCCUCUGUAAAAUCAAAUACACAGGUCAACUUCACACAGUAAAGGCAUCAAUUUCUGGAGGCUGAAGCUAGGUCCAUUGAGGUCCCUGUGGUGUUUCUUGAUUUCUGGUCAUGGAGUACUGCUUCCUAGUGACUUUACAAGCUAAACGCGCAUGGGUCAGCCCACAAAAUGGCAGCUCCGUUGUGUAUAGCUGACAGGCUCACGUGACGUUGUACCUAUCCACUGCAUACAGCACACCAGUAUUCAGACUAUUCAAUAACCUGAAUGUCCCUGGUUUCUAAUGAAUUGAUAGGUGGUGUCCUCCUGAAUAUUGGUUUAGCCCACAAAAUGGCCGCUUCCACUAUGUACACUUUAACAAGCAGUGAUGAAAACUAAUGGCUAACUGUAUAGUAGCAGUUGUAAAUUAUGUUUUAGCCCUUACUGUUCAAGGCCUCCAUUUGGCUAAUGAUGAACUCUUCAGAUUAGACUAAAAGUUAAAUAAGUUUAAUUUUCAGUACAACCAUUUACACAAAUGGGGAUUGUAUGAGCGGAUGUCGUCAUCUCAUUCUUGUAACAUAAUUCAGUCUUUUUUUUUUCUUUAUAAAUGUGAAGGGGACUAAAAAAAAAAUCUAUAUAUUAAAAUUACCUUGGAAAAGAGAUGCACAUGAGAUAUCUGUAUAAUCUAAUACUUUUAUUUGAUUAAAAAUGGAAUUGACCUAAA
Pseudophryne corroboree (corroboree frog) is the source of this 4588-nucleotide messenger RNA. Its product is annotated as charged multivesicular body protein 3. The transcript has 5 exons. Gene Ontology annotation, molecular function: ubiquitin-protein transferase activity. Gene Ontology annotation, biological process: late endosome to vacuole transport; protein ubiquitination; protein transport. Gene Ontology annotation, cellular component: multivesicular body; ESCRT III complex; endoplasmic reticulum. The coding region runs from base 212 to 2299 and encodes 695 amino acids. The record is from RefSeq and is a predicted model, not a curated record. NCBI's taxonomy places the organism in Eukaryota, Metazoa, Chordata, Amphibia, Anura, Myobatrachidae.